UUCCUCCUCCAGUCGUCUCGUCACGGGCGUCCCCUGGUUCUGCAGCUGCCUCCAUCGCCUGGCUCUGUCACUCACUCUGGUCGCCGUAUUCGGUCCAUCCAGAAAUGGCAUACAGAGGACGAGGACGGGGACGGGGUUAUGGAGUUUGGGGCAGCCCUUCAUUUUCCAAACCUGAGGCAUUUGUGCUUUUUCCUGAGGAUGUUGUCUUGCCUGAUGGUAAAGUGGAUGAUAUCGAUGCCAGCAUGAAAAGGUUGCUUAACUGGAAUAACAAGUUGAAGAAUUACUGGAAAGCCUCUCCUUACUUUCUGGAGGACACUAACUUAAAGAAGAGGAAAAGGUUAGACGUGGAAAGAUUUUCUGACAGGCAAAAGGCUGUGUUUACUCGUGAUUCUCUAUCACAAGUUUUAGAGUUCAAAGAUUUUCCCAAAGAGUUGAUUCAAGGUACGACACGACGUAUACCAAAGCGGAAAAGUUUCCGGUGGAACCCAGAGUCAGAUUUGAAGACGCUAGAUUUAUUUGAACAACUUGAGAAAAAGGCUCAGGGCCAGGAAGGUAAAGGUGAGAAAGAAAGAAAGAAGGGGAAGAUGAAGAUGAAGAUGAAAAUGCAGAAAUGA
Neltuma alba is the source of this 614-nucleotide messenger RNA. RefSeq lists its product as uncharacterized. NCBI's taxonomy places the organism in Eukaryota, Viridiplantae, Streptophyta, Magnoliopsida, Fabales, Fabaceae. Bases 105 to 614 code for a protein of 169 amino acids. Gene Ontology annotation, biological process: transcription by RNA polymerase III. The record is from RefSeq and is a predicted model, not a curated record. The transcript is spliced from 7 exons. Gene Ontology annotation, cellular component: RNA polymerase III complex.